AUGUCAUAUUUCACGUUCGAAUUCAACGAUAAAUCUCUGUCCAAUUAUCCACAACACAAAUCUUACUUGCACCCAGGUUCUAAUAAUGAUGCGAAACUCGUAAUUGAUAAAAUAAUCUCAUCCUGUUUUGACGAAGAAACAAUUGACAAGAUCAAAAGGUUCUCAGCAAUUCCUUUGUCAGAAUUAAUUACUCCCUUCGAGAAUGCCAGAACCCAAAAAAUCCCCCGCCCACAAAAUAAGUUUGUCAUUUACCGAAGAAAUCUGCAGAUGCAAAUGGCUACUGAAUUGGGUAUGGUGCCUGUCAGAAAAUUGGAGUCUGUCUCAAAGAUUGCAGGAAGACGUUGGCGAGAAGAGGCCAGUGAAAUCAAGGAAUUAUUCGGCCUUAUUUCCGAAUGUGCCAAGAAGGUGCAUAAUUUUUUAUAUCCUGAUUAUGUUUAUCGUCCAAGAAGGAGCGCCACAACAAAUAUUCCGAUGAAUUCCUCAUUCCACAGAGUCUCAGUGACUUGCUGGAAGAGUACCUCUUCAAAGCGUACUGCUUCCGUUAAUUCUCUCAAACCUCUAUCAAUUUCUCCUAACAACAACUAA
Molecule: messenger RNA, 585 nt
Organism: Acaulospora morrowiae
Lineage: Eukaryota; Fungi; Glomeromycota; Glomeromycetes; Diversisporales; Acaulosporaceae
Source: the annotation of a GenBank genome assembly